Messenger RNA from Phalaenopsis equestris, 399 nucleotides. Its product is annotated as B2 protein-like. The transcript is spliced from 2 exons. The record is from RefSeq and is a predicted model, not a curated record. Gene Ontology annotation, biological process: response to endoplasmic reticulum stress. NCBI's taxonomy places the organism in Eukaryota, Viridiplantae, Streptophyta, Magnoliopsida, Asparagales, Orchidaceae. Bases 102 to 350 code for a protein of 82 amino acids.
UUUUCUUCAUCGUUUCUGUAAAAUUUUAUGUCGAAACAUUGAUUUUUCCCUAUUGGUAUUCUAGAUUUUGAUUUCAAACUGCACAAAUCUAUUGAUCGUAUAUGAUUUUCUUGUUACAGAAUGAGAUUGAAAGUAACUUUGCGUUUUAUUUAUCAGGUUUGCCAUCAAGGUACAGGGAUUCGGUCAGGGCAAUAACACCUGGCUUACCUCUCUUCCUCUACAAUUACUCCACGCAUCAGCUCUAUGGGGUUUUUGAGGCUGCCAGUUUUGGUGGAACGAAUAUAGAUCCAUUAGCUUGGGAGGACAAGAAGAAAACUGGAGAAUCACGUUUUCCAGCUCAGGUAUUUUGAAUUUUUCUGGAAUAAUUCUGUAUUGUCAAAGGACUACACACUUUUGUUU